GUAAGUUGAAUGGAACGGACUGUUAGUUCAAACUUCUAACCACACGCUUGGCAAUUGGCACAAACAAAUAUUUACAUUGGUAGUACAUGAAAUAAACUUCAUUUUACCUAAAUUUUCUCCCAUCCAAGAACUUCUCCUCCGCCAGUUAAUUCUCUGAGUAUUAACCAAAAACAAAAAAAAAAAACAAACACAUGGAAGAAGAUGAAGAAGAAGAAAUUGGCAGGAGCAUUUUGAUGCAAUUAGUCCAUUCUACUCCAGCCAAUGUUCAGAUCAUCAUACAUUUUCCCAAAGAAUGGAGCGGAAGAGGACGUUAAAGUUGAGCUGGGAUGAGCUUGAGGGAGGGGAGGAAGACGACGAUCAGUUCUUUGAUCCCCGUGACCGGCUUUCAUGCGCUGUUCCGCUCGACUUGGCCACAUUUAAUUCAGAAGAGGAAGACGACGAUGAGUUCGAGGAUAGCCGGCUCUCCCUCUCCUCCACAUGCCUUGAGAUGGAGGAGAAUGAUAAUCAUCAUCAUCAUCAUCAAGAGGCCCCACAAUCUAUCAUGGGAGAGGAUUAUAGAAUGUGGAUGGCGGACCCCGGCGACAUCAAGGAGCGCCGCAAGCGCCUUCUCCAAGGCAUGGGUUUGGCGAGCUCGCGAAUCGUCAGGGCCAUUUCCAGAAAGCCCUCACGUAUUCCGGCUCCCAAACCUUCUGCUUCUUCGUCCAAAAAUGGUAGCAAUAAGCCCGAAAAAGACAUGCCGAGGCAAGAAACUCCGAAUCCCCCCUCAGAUGAUACUCCUCCUCCCCCUCCCCCUCCCCAGGGGAAGGAGAAGGGAAGGGAGGUGGGGACAACGGCAGAGUUUGUCCCCAUUGUCCUCGUCCGGUCAAGAUCGGAUGGGGACAUAGAAUACUCCUCCGCGGAAACGAAAAGGAGGAAAGAAGAAUUAAUCGGCCCCGUAUCCAAACAACGCCUAACAAGAACCUCAUCCGGAUUGAAAACCUACCGACCCGCCGGAAUUAGCAACCUCGCCGCCGGCCCGGUGAUUGUGGCAGCGCAACCGAAAAAGUGGAAAACCAGACGGCGGGCCCAGGCGAGCACGACAGACGAAUGCUUUGGUUCCUUCUUCUUGAUAAAGAAUUUGGACACUGGAAAAGAGUUCAUCGUGAAGGAGUGCAACGAGAACGGGAUGUGGAAUAAGCUGAGCGAUCUCCAGACGGGGAAGCAACUGACGAUGGAGGAAUUCGAGAAGCACGUCGGGCACUCCCGUUUGGUGAAAGAGUUGAUGCAUAGGGGAAGAAGAGACAAUAAGAUGGUAAACAUGAACUCAUAUAUCAGCAAGAGUUUCAGGUAUAGUAAGAAAACGAGCGUAGCUCUAAUGAAGAACAUAAAGGGAGUGGCAAACUCAAUGAGCUUUAAGGUGAUGAACGAGAAAGAUCAUAUGGACGAGAAGAAGCAGCAAAAGAAGAACUCGUCGGAGUGGAUUAAAGUCCAACAACAGGGGAAAAGCCACAAGGAAUUCACGGGCUUGCAGCUGUGCCAAGAAAUCCAGGCGCACGACGGUGCAAUAUGGACCAUUAAGUUCAGCAAUGACGCCCGGUUCUUGGCAAGUGCCGGAGAGGAUAGAGUGAUUCACAUUUGGGAAACUCAGGAGGUUGAGGUUGUUCGGCCACCGCCGCCGCCGGAGGAACGCGGUGGAGCCGCCACUCCUCUUCACCCGUCGUUGCUCGCCGGAAAGGGAAAGAGUGCUUCCACUAAGAAGAGGGAUAGUGUUAUCCCGGAGUAUGUGAGCAUGCCGGAGUCUGUGUUCGCCUUCUCUGAGAAGCCCGUUUGUACUCUGAAUGGUCAUCAAGAUGAAGUGCUAGACUUGUCUUGGUCUAAAUCUCAGCUUCUCCUUUCGUCUUCAAUGGACAAAACGGUUAGGCUAUGGGACAUUGAAAACCAGAGCUGCCUGAAAAUGUUUGCACACAAUGAUUAUGUGACUUGCAUACAAUUCAAUCCGGCAAACGAUGACUACUUUGUGAGCGGUUCACUUGAUGCCAAGGUUCGGUUAUGGAAUGUACCUGGCCGGAAAGUUGUCGACUGGACUGACCAGAAAGAUAUGGUCACUGCCAUUGCCUAUACCCCUGAUGGUGAGGGUGUGAUAAUUGGCCUACAAAAAGGAAGUUGCAGGUUGUAUAGAAUCACUGAUUGCAAACUUGAACAAGAAGAGCAAGUUGAUAUUGAUCAAAAGAAGAAAUCCCAAAAUAAGAAGAUCACUGGUUUUGAGUUUUCCAAAUCAAACCCUUCAGAACUGCUCAUCACCUCUGCAGACUCCUAUAUUCGUAUCCAUGAUGGAACAAACUUUACCCUAAAAUUUAAAGGUUUCAAAAUCACGAGCAGCCAAAUCUCAGGAUCCUUCAGUCAAGACGGGAAAUACGUGAUAAGCGCGAGCGAAGAUUCACAGGUUUAUGUGUGGAAGAGGGAAGAAGUGAAAAGCAGCAUGGGGGGGAAACCGCGAUGCGUCACGGUCCAAGCUCACGAGCACUUCCCAUGCAAAGACGUCUCCGUCGCCAUCUCAUGGCCCGGUAGAAUGACAAAGAACGAGCCGCCGCCGCCGCAAAUGCACCUUUCAAAACCAACCACCGCUGCUGCCGCCGCCCUUCCACCACCACAUCCUACAACCAAGAGGAGUGCCUUACCACCCCUGCCUAAGAAGAAUUGCGGCGUCACCGGAGAGCCAGCUGAUCAAGAAGAAGAUGAUGAUAGAGAUGAAAAUUCGUCUUCUAAUCAGCCUUUGGACAAAAGUAUGGCUUCUCCUGCUCCGUCUCGGUCGUCGUCCUCCGUGAACCUGCCGGAAGAGAGCGGCGGCACCACCCAACAAGGUGGUAGCGCCGCCGUGCAGGCGGCGGCAUGGGGUAUGGUGAUUGUGACGGCAAGUUCUGGGGGAGAGAUAAGGGUGUAUCAGAACUUCGGGUUGCCUGUAAAAGCCAAUCGUCAGACCAAUCUCUUCAUUACAUAGAUUAAACUAUUGUACUAAUAGAUUUUGCUUAGGUUUGAAAUGUUUCGAGAAAAGGGGCUUUUUUUGUAGAGAGAAUGUGUGUACUUCCCCGAUAGAUUUUGAAGCCCCAACUGCAUAUGAUAUGAUGACCAUUUGACAUGAGUUUGUACUUAGAUCUCAUGUGGAUUUAAUCUUGGUUGUCCAUAUUCAAUACAGGCGAUGGGACUACGCUAAGUUGUUUGGUAAAAUCCUACUCCCUCCGUCCCUCUGUAUUUGUCCACAUUUGACUUUUGGAACUGUUCAUCUAAGCACUUUGACUCAUCAAAUUCUCUCAAUGUGUAAGCCUAAAUAUAGUCAUGUGUGAUCUUGUUUGAUUUGUCUUAACAUAUAGAUUAUUAAUAUAUAAUUUCUAUAAUUUUUUAAUAUACAAAUUACAAGAUAAAAUGGAUUAAAGAAGUACAUUGGAU
This is a messenger RNA of Cuscuta campestris, 3423 nucleotides long. Lineage: Eukaryota; Viridiplantae; Streptophyta; Magnoliopsida; Solanales; Convolvulaceae. The record is from the annotation of a GenBank genome assembly.